Colletotrichum acutatum is the source of this 566-nucleotide messenger RNA. RefSeq lists its product as uncharacterized. The record is from RefSeq and is a predicted model, not a curated record. Bases 197 to 481 code for a protein of 94 amino acids. The transcript has a single exon. Lineage: Eukaryota; Fungi; Ascomycota; Sordariomycetes; Glomerellales; Glomerellaceae.
CAAAGAGAACACCUUGCUAUCGUAGAGUAAGUUGGGUCUCAUCGGUGCAACCUGACGCUGACUGAUCUUACGCUAUUCACAGCUUCAUCACCAUGGAAUGAUAAAUCGCUGCCUGAAAUGUGCAGCGUGGCGAUAGCAGCUCUUGAACCCAUUUAUACUAGGCGCUUUACGCAUGUAGCUAGUAUAUCCGAAGCCAAUGAGAUUUUGCGCUACUGUAAAGAUUUCCCUGGGCGCCAGCGUCGCGGCCGCAGCCGCACGGGACGUUGGCACCGUGGUUGGCAGCCUCUUUCGGGAGCUAGAACAGCCUACUCAACACGAGAAACGCCAUCCUUUGAAAAUAUCGCACACCUUCAGGGCUAAACCCCAGUCAAACUGGGGCAUUUUUGCCUCCUUGGGGUGGACUGCUGUCUUUUCGUCGAUACGAUGUGUUCAACGACCCUGCGAUAUGACGGGGUUCGAGCACAGCUGCGAAACAGCGUAGACUCUUAAGCCAUGACACCGGCAAGAAUUACGGCUGUCAAAAGGUCAACGUGAGGCCCCUCUAUACUAUUGAAGCACGUUUUCUC